Molecule: messenger RNA, 5614 nt
Organism: Archocentrus centrarchus (flier cichlid)
Lineage: Eukaryota; Metazoa; Chordata; Actinopteri; Cichliformes; Cichlidae
Gene: top2b
Product: DNA topoisomerase II beta
Exons: 36
Coding region: 474-5294 (1606 amino acids)
Biological process (GO): sister chromatid segregation; DNA topological change; resolution of meiotic recombination intermediates
Cellular component (GO): nucleus
Molecular function (GO): DNA binding; ATP binding; DNA topoisomerase type II (double strand cut, ATP-hydrolyzing) activity
Source: RefSeq, a predicted model, not a curated record
GUGUAUCUUGCAGAUGGCGGAGCCGGACAGCGUUAGCUGCGGUUAGCUAAUACUGGGUUUAUGUGUUAAUGGAAAGUAUUUAAUUAUAUCCAUUUUCAGAGCGUUUCAUUUAAACAGCUCUUUUAUUAUGUUUCAUUUUUACAUGAAAUUGUAAACCUAUUUAAUGCGUGACUUUUGUACAGUAUUUAUUUGGAACCCUGUAGCCGGUUAGCAUCUUUGUUGGAAGUUUAGGCCUACUGUGCCAGCGCUCGUCGAUUUUAACAAUAGCUGCGAUACGCUCCCCUCCUCUCCCUGUUUUGUUACAUUCUCAAGAAUUAUCUUUUAAACAAACAAAGAAAGACAUGGGAUAUAAACCGGUUUGGGUGUCUUUUUGCAAGUGAGACAUUUGUUAUGUUGACGGACUUUUUACUGGACUGGAACUGAAGACAUUUUUCGAGCUAGAUUGAGGAAAAAAAUAGUAGCCACAAAGGAAGAUGUCCAACGGCGCUGCAGGAAGCGGGGCUCUGGCUUGGAUGGAGGCUGCAAAUGGCAGAGGGGAUGCUGGAAAGAUGGAAGGGGCCAAGAAAGACAAGUCGAGCUCCAAGUUAUCUGUGGAGCGAGUGUACCAAAAGAAGACCCAGCUCGAGCACAUCCUCCUCCGUCCAGACACGUACAUUGGCUCUGUUGAGCCAAUCACCCAGCAAAUGUGGGUUUUCGAUGAAGAAAUAGGAAUGAACCAGAGAGAUAUCACCUACGUUCCUGGACUGUACAAAAUCUUUGAUGAAAUCCUCGUCAACGCGGCAGACAACAAACAAAGGGACAAGAACAUGACUGCCAUCAAGAUCACCAUUGACCCUGAAUCAAACAUCAUUUCCAUUUGGAACAAUGGUAAAGGAAUUCCUGUUGUGGAGCAUAAGGAUGAGAAGAUGUACGUCCCAGCUCUCAUUUUCGGCCACCUGCUCACCUCCAGCAACUAUGACGAUGAGGAAAAGAAGGUCACAGGUGGAAGGAAUGGGUAUGGUGCUAAACUCUGCAAUAUCUUCAGCACCAAGUUCACAGUGGAAACUGCCUGUAAGGAGUACAGACACAGUUUCAAACAGACGUGGCAGAACAACAUGACCAAGACCUCUGAGCCCAAGAUCAAGUUCUUUGAUGGGGAUGACUUCACCUGCGUGACAUUCCAGCCAGACCUGGCCAAGUUUAAGAUGGAGAACCUGGACAAAGAUAUUGUAGCGCUUCUUACCCGCAGAGCAUAUGAUGUAGCUGGCUCCUGCAAGGGGGUUAAAGUGUCUCUGAACGGCAAAAAAUUACCUGUUAAUGGGUUCCGCAGCUAUGUAGAUCUGUAUGUGAAGGACAAACUAGAUGAGACGGGCGUGGCCCUGAAGGUGGUGCACGAAGCUGUGAACGAUCGGUGGGAGGUCUGCCUCACCAUGAGCGAGAAAGGAUUCCAGCAAAUCAGCUUUGUCAACAGCAUUGCCACCACAAAGGGUGGCAGGCAUAUUGACUACGUUGUGGACCAGAUUGUAGCCAAACUUAUUGAGGUGGUAAAAAAGAAGAACAAGGCAGGAGUGUCAGUCAAACCCUUCCAGGUGAAAAACCACAUCUGGGUGUUUGUGAAUGCGCUGAUUGAGAAUCCAUCCUUUGACUCCCAGACAAAGGAAAACAUGACACUCCAGACCAAGAGCUUUGGGUCUAAGUGCCUUCUGUCAGACAAGUUUGUUAGGGCUGCAACCAACUGUGGGAUUGUGGAGAGUAUACUCAACUGGGUGAAGUUCAAAGCUCAGACACAGCUGAAUAAGAAAUGUUCAUCUGUGAAACACAGCAAGAUCAAAGGCAUCCCUAAGCUAGAUGAUGCCAAUGACGCUGGUGGCAAGCACUCCUCUGAAUGCACACUUAUCCUCACUGAGGGAGACUCUGCAAAGUCUCUGGCUGUCUCUGGACUGGGAGUCAUUGGACGUGAUCGUUAUGGAGUGUUCCCACUGAGAGGCAAAAUCUUGAACGUGCGAGAGGCAACACACAAGCAGAUCAUGGAAAAUGCUGAGAUUAACAACAUCAUUAAGAUCGUUGGGCUCCAGUACAAGAAGAGUUACGAUGACCCGGAGUCACUGAGGAGCCUGCGCUACGGCAAGAUCAUGAUCAUGACUGAUCAGGAUCAAGACGGCUCCCAUAUCAAAGGUCUGCUCAUCAACUUCUUCCACCACAACUGGCCUUCCCUGCUGAAACACACAUUCUUGGAGGAGUUUAUUACACCUAUUGUCAAAGCUACUAAGAACAAACAGGAGCUGUCCUUCUAUAGCAUUCCAGAGUUUGACGAGUGGAAGAAACAUACAGAGAAUUAUAAAAGCUGGCAUAUAAAGUACUACAAAGGUUUGGGUACAAGUACAAGCAAAGAAGCAAAAGAGUACUUUGCUGACAUGGAGAAACACCGGAUCACAUUCAGAUACACUGGUGCUGAGGACGAUGCUGCCAUCACUCUGGCCUUCAGCAAGAAGAAGACAGACGAUAGGAAGGAGUGGCUCACUAACUUCAUGGAAGACAGACGUCAGAGAAGGAUGCACGGCCUACCAGAGCAAUACCUUUAUGGAACUCAUGCCAGGCACCUCUCCUACAAUGACUUCAUCAACAAAGAGCUGAUUUUGUUCUCCAAUUCUGACAAUGAGAGAUCUAUCCCAUCUUUAGUUGAUGGUUUAAAGCCAGGUCAGAGAAAAGUGUUGUUUACCUGCUUGAAGAGGAAUGACAAGAGGGAAGUGAAGGUAGCUCAGCUGGCUGGUUCAGUAGCAGAGAUGUCGGCCUACCAUCAUGGAGAGCAAGCGCUCAUGAUGACCAUAGUGAACUUGGCUCAGAACUUUGUGGGCAGCAACAAUGUGAACAUCCUUCAGCCUCUGGGUCAGUUUGGUACUCGCAUCAAUGGAGGCAAAGAUGCAGCCAGCCCUCGUUACAUCUUCACCAUGCUCAGUCCUCUUGCCAAGCUGUUGUUUCCAGCAGUGGACUCCAACCUACUCAAGUUUCUGUAUGAUGAUAACCAGAAGGUAGAGCCUGAAUGGUACAUUCCCAUCAUUCCAAUGGUGUUGGUGAACGGUGCUGAGGGCAUUGGGACAGGCUGGGCCUGCAAGAUCCCCAACUAUGACCCCCGAGAGAUUGUCAACAAUAUAUACAGAAUGCUCAACCACCAGGACCCACUGCCAAUGCUUCCAAGCUACAAAAACUUCAAAGGGGUUAUCCACGAACUGGGUCAGAACCAGUAUCUGGUCAGUGGAGAGGUGUCAGUCAUAGACAAAAACACCAUUGAGAUCACAGAGCUUCCUGUCCGGACUUGGACACAGGCCUACAAGGAGUCUGUGCUGGAGCCCAUGUUGCAAGGCACUGACAAGACACCAGCUCUCAUCAGUGAUUACAAGGAAUACCACACAGAUGCUACAGUAAAGUUUGUGGUUCGCAUGUCUGAGGAGAAAUUGGCCCAAGCGGAGGCAGCUGGUCUUCACAAAGUCUUCAAGUUGCAGUCCAGCCUCACCUGUAACUCCAUGGUGUUGUUUGACCACAUGGGUUGUCUGAAGAGGUACGACUCAGUCCAAGACAUCCUGAAGGAGUUCUUUGAGCUCCGCCUGCACUACUGCAAACUGAGGAAGGACUGGUUACUGGGCAGCCUGGGGGCCGAAGCCUCCAAACUAUCCAACCAAGCUCGUUUUGUGCUAGAGAAAAUCGAAGGAAAAAUUGUAAUUGAAAACAAGUCGAAGCGUGAACUCGUCCGCAUGCUUGUCCAGAAAGGCUUUGAAUCUGAUCCAGUGGCAGCCUGGGCCAAGGCUCAGGAAAAGUCUCAAGAAGAGGUUUCCCAGGACGGGAACGAGAGCGACAGUUCGUUGGACUCUGGGUCCACAUCAGGUCCAAAUUUCAACUAUAUCCUCAACAUGCCUUUGUGGUGCUUGACCAAAGAGAAGGUGGACGAACUGCUUAAACAGAGGGACCAAAAGAGAGGAGAGCUGAAUGACCUACAGAGGAAGUCUCCAGAGGACCUGUGGAAGGAAGACUUGGCGGUCUUCAUUGAGGAGCUGGACAAUGUGGAGGCCCAGGAGCGAGAGGAGCAGAGUUUAGGCAAGGCCAUCAAACUGGUGAAGGGUAAAGUGGGCAAACCUAAAGUGAAGAAGUUGAACCUGGAGGAGACUAUGCCUUCACCGUUUGGCCGAAGAGUGGAGCCUCCAACACAAGCAAUCAAAUCUGAUUCUUCCAAAAAACUGACCAAAAAGAAGAAGGGUGAGUCAGAUCCAGCGCUGAAAUUGGAGUUUGAUGACGACGGUUUGGGUGGCGAGGGAGGAGGUGGAGAAAACUGUGUAGCCAAGCCGAAAGCUCCACGAGUGAAGAAAGAGAAGAAGGAGCCUGGAGCUCCUAAAGUGAGAAAACCUCCUGCACCUAAAGGUACAGGUACUCCUGCUAAAAAGGUGAAGAAAAGAAACCCCUGGUCUGAUGAUGAGUCCAGGUCAGACAGUGACCUGGAGGACAGUGAACCCGUCAUUCCCAGAGAGAACAAGUCCCAGAGAGCAUCAGCUUCCAAGCCAAAAUACACAUUUGAUUUCUCGGAGGAGGAGGACGAGGAGGAGGCAGAUGAAGAGGAGAAUGCAGAUGACGAGCCGCCUUCUUCUCCAGUGAGGUCGUUCAAAGAUGACUUUGUUUUUUCUGGAACUAAGGACCGCUAUAAUGACCAUAAUGAUGACGACGAAGAUGAUGACAACGAUGAGGCAUAUACAUCACCCAAACAAAAGGCUACUUCAGCACCUGCAGCUAAAAAGAAAGACACAGCAGGCAUCUUCUCAUCCAAGGCAGCUGCUUCUGAAAAGAGCAACGGCAGUGAUGGAGCCAAGUCUGACAGCGACAAUGACGACAGCCCAGUGUUCUCCACUUACUCCAGCAGCUCUGCGUUUGACAAAGUUUCACCAGCAAAGAAAGCAGCUAAGAAGCUGUCUGAUCCAGUUCCCAAACCUAAGAAACCACCAGCACCAAAAGCAAAGAAACCAGAUAAAUCCAUUUGGGAUUCUGACUCCGAUACUGGGUCCAAGAAGCCAGCACCAGCUCUUAAAGGUAAAGGCCGAGGGAGGAAGAGGAAGGACUCUGGCUCUGAAGACGAGUACAGUCCCAUGAAGAAAACGGCAAAACCUGCUGGGAAGAAGCCUCAGAAACCUCCAUCAGAUGACGAGGACGACAGCAACACCAUGAGUGGCCUGAGUGCUCUGACCCGUGACCGGCCCGGCCGUGCCAAAAAAGAAGUGAAGUACUUCAACGAGUCAGACAAUGAGGAAGAAGAUGACGACGACAUGUUUGAUUAAAGAAGCCCUCGGUCACACAAAUGCCACCUGUAUAGAAGUUUCCUCUUCCUCCUCCUUUGUCCCCACAGACUUUUGUACAUUUCCAGUUUCAUUUUCUUUUCAUUAAUGGUGAUGUUCAAUGAUUUUUAAUGUGUAGAUGUUUUACACUUUUUAUUAUUAUACAUAUACAGGUUUCUUUUUUAUGCUCAUUGAAAUGUUCUGUAUUUGUCUGAAGCAGCUUUUAGAAGUUUAGAAUGCAGUGCUUUAGCACAUUUUAAUUGUUGAAAUAAUAUGUACCUUUUGGAACAUGAAGUUGAAAGUAAAUGCUGAAAUGUCCCCGA